CUCGUCUCUCCAUCACCUCCUCCCUUCGCCUUCCAACACUUUCAUUCACAUCUCUUACAAUCCCUUCUAAUAAAAUAGAUGGCGUCCCAGACCAUCGAGAGCUUCCGUGAGGGAGCCGAGGUCCACCGUGGUGACGACCUCUGCAAGAAGAAGUCCAUCGAACUCCUUGAAGAGCUUGGCCUCCCCAAGGGCUUGUUACCCCUCGAGAAUGUUGAGGAGUUUGGCUACAACCGUGCAGCUGGAUUCAUGUGGCUGGUCCAGAAGAAGAAAAAGGAGCACACGUUCAAGAAGAUCAAGCAGACGGUGUCAUAUGCCACCGAGGUGACAGCCUUCGUGGAGCAGCGCAAGAUGAAGAAGAUAACUGGGGUGAAGACGAAGGAGCUGCUAUUGUGGCUCUCUGUUGUCGAGGUUUACAUCGAUGACACCUCCUCUGAGAAGAUCACUUUCAAGACCGGCACCGGACUCUCUGACAGCUUCCCGGUCUCUGCCUUCGAGCUUGAAUAGUGUACGAGAGACAAGUUGGUGGAGGGACUGGAGCUUGUUCCAAUUCUUCUUGGAAGUGGAAAUGGGAAUUAAGACUUCUCUCUUGCUCUCUGUUGAGGACAUUACUAAGACUUCAGUAUCUGACCUAUUUUUCACUUUAUAAUUGCUGCUGUAUGAAAUAAAAAUUCAUUCAAUGAUGGUCUUAUUGCUAUAUAUGUCUUCAGACAAUCAUAUCAUUCAUUCAAAUGAUCUGAUUUUGCAGUA
Messenger RNA from Elaeis guineensis (African oil palm), 747 nucleotides. RefSeq lists its product as uncharacterized. NCBI's taxonomy places the organism in Eukaryota, Viridiplantae, Streptophyta, Magnoliopsida, Arecales, Arecaceae. The record is from RefSeq and is a predicted model, not a curated record.